GGUUUAGCCAUCCCCCCACUCUAUUUAUACCUCCAUUUUCUCUUCUUUCUUGCCCCAAAGCACACUCACUCAUUCUUUCAUCUGAAUCUGUCUCCUUAUACACUUUCUUUAUCCCAAGACCAAUCACAAAACGCAUUUUUGAGUUCUGCCUUCUACCCUUUAAAAGCUAUGGCUUCUUCCUCAUGUAAUUGUGCCAAACCCCAGAUUUCCCAUCCUCUUUCCUCUGCCUCCUCAUCAACGGUACAUUUGGGCCACUCUCCAACAUCCAUCUCCUGGAACAGUCGGCAGCCCAACAGAACCCACAAUAUCAGCAUCAUUCACUCUGCUUUGCACUCUCCUUCAGUCCUCCAUUUCCCAAAACAACCCUACCAAAACCCCUUAAUCCCCAUAGAAGACGACUCUGUAAAUGUACAAGUACAACCUAAAACCCACCGCCACCCACAGUGGAACCUCCUCCAAAGAGCUGCAGCCAUGGCACUUGACAUGGCUGAAAGCGCCUUGGUCUCACUUGAGCUUCAACACCCACUUCCUAAAACCGCAGACCCACAUGUGCAAAUCUCCGGAAACUUCGCUCCCGUCCCUGAACAGCCCGUCAAGCAGGCCCUUCCUGUCACCGGCACUAUCCCUUCUUGCAUCAACGGCGUGUAUCUCCGCAAUGGAGCCAACCCUUUGUUCGAGCCCGUUGCAGGUCACCACUUCUUCGAUGGUGACGGCAUGGUACACGCCGUUACCAUUGAUAAUGGCAACGCCAGCUAUGCUUGUCGUUUUACUGAGACACAAAGAUUUUUACAAGAGAAAGAGUUGGGUCGCCCUGUUUUCCCUAAAGCAAUCGGUGAAUUACAUGGCCACUCAGGGAUUGCCAGACUCUUACUUUUCUAUGCCAGAGGCCUUUUCGGCCUUGUUGAUCACAAACAAGGCACUGGGGUAGCUAAUGCGGGCUUAGUUUACUUCAAUAAUCGACUUCUAGCUAUGUCCGAAGAUGACCUUCCUUACCACUUGCGCAUCAGUCCCUCGGGAGAUUUGGAAACCGUUGGAAGAUACAAUUUUGAUGAUCAACUUGAAUCUACAAUGAUUGCACACCCCAAAAUCGAUCCUUUUUCCAAAGAACUCUUUGCUUUGAGUUACGAUGUUAUCCAAAAGCCCUACUUAAAGUACUUCAAGUUUCAACCUGACGGCACAAAAUCACCGGAUGUCGAGAUCCCUCUAUCCAUGCCAACCAUGAUGCAUGAUUUCGCCAUCACCGAGAAUUUCGUUGUGAUCCCCAAUCAGCAAGUGCUGUUCAAGCUGCAAGAAAUGAUCUUCGGUGGCUCGCCAGUAAUUUACGAUAAGAACAAGAAGUCUUCCUUCGGGAUUCUUUCUAAAAAUGCAAGUGAUUCCAAGGAUAUAAUAUGGGUUGAAUCCCCUGAUACUUUCUGUUUUCAUCUAUGGAACGCUUGGGAAGAGCCGGAAUCGGAUGAAGUUGUAGUGAUUGGUUCUUGUAUGACACCUCCCGACUCUAUUUUCAAUGAAUGUGAUGAGAGUUUGAAAAGUGUGUUGUCCGAAAUUAGGCUCAAUUUGAAGACAGGUAAGUCCACACGUCGCCCAAUAAUCUCGGAAUCGGAGCAAGUGAACUUGGAAGCUGGAAUGGUGAAUAGGAACCGGCUUGGAAGAAGAACACGGUAUGCUUAUCUUGCCAUUGCUGAACCAUGGCCAAAAGUGUCGGGAUUUGCCAAGAUUGAUCUUUUUACUGGGGAGGUAAAAAAGUACAUUUACGGCGAUAAAAAAUUUGGUGGGGAGCCGUUUUUCUUGCCUCGAGACGAUAAUUGUGAAUCAGCUGAAGAUGACGGUUAUAUUAUUUCCUUUGUUCAUGAUGAAAAUAGUUGGAAAUCAGAACUCCAAAUAGUAGACGCCAUAAAUUUACAACUUGAAUCUUCGAUUAAAUUACCAUCCAGGGUUCCAUACGGGUUUCAUGGAACGUUUAUAGACGCCAAAUCCUUGAUCAAUCAAGCUUAAUUAGACUAGGAUUAAAAAAACUAGUGUACAGAGAUUUUUACCAGGAGGAUCUUGAUUCUUAUAGAAAUUUUACCCUCCCCUAAUCUUUUAGGUUUGAAAGGAGCAGCCUAUAGCUUUUCAGCAUUGUAGCUCAGGUGGAUUCUGUUUCCCUCCUCUGCAUGAGUAUCAUUUUUUAUCUGUUGAACAUUUGCUUCUCUAUUUACAAUUUUAGAGUGUAGAGGAAACAAAAUAAAAUUGGACCGCUUCGAUUGUCCCCAA
Gossypium raimondii (Peruvian cotton) is the source of this 2250-nucleotide messenger RNA. RefSeq names its product 9-cis-epoxycarotenoid dioxygenase NCED2, chloroplastic. The coding region runs from base 169 to 1992 and encodes 607 amino acids. Gene Ontology annotation, biological process: carotene catabolic process. The record is from RefSeq and is a predicted model, not a curated record. Gene Ontology annotation, cellular component: chloroplast stroma. Lineage: Eukaryota; Viridiplantae; Streptophyta; Magnoliopsida; Malvales; Malvaceae. Gene Ontology annotation, molecular function: carotenoid dioxygenase activity. The transcript has a single exon.